Messenger RNA from Otolemur garnettii (small-eared galago), 1528 nucleotides. RefSeq names its product A-kinase interacting protein 1 (gene AKIP1). The transcript is spliced from 6 exons. Gene Ontology annotation, biological process: regulation of non-canonical NF-kappaB signal transduction. Gene Ontology annotation, cellular component: nucleoplasm. The record is from RefSeq and is a predicted model, not a curated record. Bases 27 to 659 code for a protein of 210 amino acids. Lineage: Eukaryota; Metazoa; Chordata; Mammalia; Primates; Galagidae.
CGCCUCGAGAAGCCGGCCUGGGAGACAUGGAGAACUGUUUGGCGGCCGCGGCGCUGAACGGGGUGGACCGACGUUCCCUGCAGCGCUCGGCUAGGCUGGGUCAAGAAGUGCUGGAGCGGGCCAAGAGGAGGGCGGUGGACUGGCAUUCGCUGGAGUGUCCCAGAGGCAGCGUGGGGGAGUUUUCCCGGGAGGUGCCCUUCCGAGAAAGACUGAGGGUAGCCGGCCCCCAGCGCCGUCUCCCCGCAGAGAGAGAAGAGAGACCCUCAACCCUUAGUGCUUCCUUUAGAACAAUGGUCGAAUUCAUGGACUAUGCUUCAAGUCAGUGUGGGAAAUAUUAUUCAUCUAUGCCAGAGGAAGGAGGGGCAACCCAUGCCUAUCGUUAUCAUAGACAGAAGUCAGAGCUCCACACGUACUCAGACAUAGGAAUAAGUCAGAGAAAAGCCAGAGAAAACACAUCCCUCAGUUCUGGAGGCAUCUAUGGAAUACCAGAGCACACUCUAGAGGCAUUGCAGCCUGCCCAGAACAUCUCUAAGGACCUCUACAUAGAAGUGUAUCCGGGGACCUAUUCUGUCACAGUGGGCACAAGUAACUUAGCCAAAAAGACUCAUGUGGUAGCAGUUGAUUCUGGACAAAGUGUGGACUUGGAUUUCCCUGUAUGAUGUCACCAUCACUGCCAUCACGUCACCUUUUUAUAAGUAGCAAGAAGAAUAAAGCCACUUUAUGAUUCUCUUAAUAGCUAUACAUUAAUCCUGCUUUUAGUACUAACUAUGUCAGCCAUCCUGGGAACUGGUGUCUCUUUCAGUGCUGAUUUUUACUUGACAGUGUGUAAGUACCCCAUCCUCACUGUCCUGAAAGAAAUAAUGAUGCUGUCUGAACAGUUUUUACUGCUUGCAUUCCAAGUAAAUGUUAAUAAUGAUAAUAAAGGGAGAAAUUUAGAAACAGAGAAUUAAUUUUUAUUGUUAUUAAGAGAUCAAACAAAAUGUUUUUCCUAUACAACUGUAAGCUUUAUGAAAAGAUGGGAGAGAGGCUGUGGGCACAUUUGCCCAAAAUAGGCUGGCCACAGCCUAUAGCUUCUGUGGAAGAAGCAUUCUAAAGCAGUCUCAUCAGGGGGGUGGCAAGGACCCAGGGGCAGGGUUGCCACCUGCCUGUGCGCCUCAUGGCAGGUGCCUUCCUGCACUCUUCUGCAGCACUCUUCUGGGGUGAAGAUUCUGCUACUCACGCUGCUAUCACCUGUGGCUUGGACGCACCUCCUUCCAUUGAAGAAGGCCUUGUCAGCGGCUCUUUGUAAAUCUAUCACCAGUCUUUAAUUUCCUAUAAGAUUAAAAAAAUUGUCUUAUGCUGACUGUAAUUUUAAGGAUCAAAAGUCACUAAUUUUAAGGCCAGGUGUGUUGGCUCAUGCUUGUAAUCUUAGCACUUUGGAAGGCCAAGGUGGGAGGAUCAUUUGAGGCCAGGAGUUCAAGACGCUAUGUUCAAGAAUGAGACCCUCGCUCUACAAAAAGAAAAAUUAGCUGCACAUGCUGGUUACUUG